Molecule: messenger RNA, 1831 nt
Organism: Gryllus bimaculatus (two-spotted cricket)
Lineage: Eukaryota; Metazoa; Arthropoda; Insecta; Orthoptera; Gryllidae
Source: the annotation of a GenBank genome assembly
GUGCUAGAGGAGAGCAACGGCAGUCGCCAUGAGAGCUCUGAUCGCGCGCCUGCCCUUGCUGCUGCUCGCCCUGGGGCUGUGGCUCCCAGCGGCCACACAGGCGGCGCGCAUCCUGGGCAUCUUCCCCACGCCCUCCAUCAGCCACCAGCUGCCCUACCAGGCGGUGAUGAAGGCACUAGCGGCGCGUGGUCACCAGAUCACCGUCAUCAGCCCUGACCCUCUCAAGGAACCUGUGGCCAACUACACAGAUAUAGAUCUUUCAUUCAGUUAUAAACUUUUUCGAGAAAUGAUAACUUUCGCGGACAUGUCAGAAGUUGAUCCAGUGACAGUUGUGAAGUUACUGACGCCUGGAUACUUUCAGCUAGUCGACGAGCAGCUUGGAUCUAAACAAAUACAAGACUUUCUCAAAUACAAUGCCUCCCAAGGCUUCGACCUUGUGUUCUACGAGUGGUGGGGAUAUGAAGCCUUGUUCGGGCUUAUUCACGCCGUAGGCUCACCGCCGCAAGUCGGUAUUCUUUCAUUCGGCGGAACCGUCGUCCAGUGGAGAUCCAUUGGCAAUCCUCACAAUCCAGCCAUCAAUCCCGACGCUUUAACUGGAUUUACGGACCAGAUGACUUUCUGGGAGCGCGUUCAGAAUUUAAUGAGCAACAUCAGAUUGACAUGGCACUGGGAAGGCGUAAUGUUCACAGAACAUGUGUGGAUAGACGGGGCGGAACAUGGCGUCAUCUACUUCAGCCUGGGUACCAAUAUCUUGUGCAAGGACCUGCCGCCCGAGAAGCUCCAAGCCAUCCUGCGUGCGCUGGCGCGCCUACCGCAGCGCGUGCUCUGGAAGUUUGAGAACGACACGCUGCCCGGCCAGCCGCCCAACGUGCGAAUCUCCAAGUGGCUGCCGCAGCAGGACAUCCUCGAGAGCGCCAGCCGCCAUGCGAGCUCUGAUCGCGCGCCUGCCCUUGCUGCUGCUCGCCCUGGGCUGUGGCUCCCAGCGGCCACACAGGCGGCGCGCAUCCUGGGCAUCUUCCCCACGCCCUCCAUCAGCCACCAGCUGCCCUACCAGGCGGUGAUGAAGGAGUUGGCUUUGCGUGGUCACCAGAUCACCGUCAUCAGUCCUGAUCCACUCAAAGAACCUGUGGCUAAUUAUACAGAUGUAGACAUUUCCUUCAGUUACGAAUAUUUUCGACUAGUGAUAACUUUCGCAGACAUGUCAGAAGUUGAUCCUGUGACAAUGCUGGAAAUGAUGACACCUGGCUUUAUCAAACUAGUCGACAAGCAGCUUAGUUCCGAACAAAUAAAAGAUUUUCUCAGAUACAACGCCACCCAAGGUUUCGACCUGGUGUUCUUCGAGUGGUGGGGAUACGAGGCUUUUUUCGGGCUAAUCCACGCCGUAGGAUCACCGCCAGUCAUUGGGAUUCUGUCUUUCGGUGGAAGCAUCGUGCAGUUCAGAUCCAUCGGCAAUCCGCAUAAUCCAGCCGUCAAUCCAGAUGUAUUUACUGGCUUUUCAGAGAAAAUGACGUUCUGGGAGCGCGUUCAGAAUUUAAUCGCUAUGGUUCGAGUGACAAGACAAUGGGAAGGCGUAAUGUUCCAUGAACACGAGAAACUUAUGCGAAAACAUUUUGGAUCAGCGCCGCCAUCCGUCUAUGACACAUCUCGGAAUCUCAGCCUUCUGAUACUAUGCAACCACUGGACCCUGGAAUAUCCGCGAGCCCUACUGCCUAACGUCCUGCAGCUGACAGGGUUGCACGUGCGGGAAGAGACACGCCCCCUUCCCGCCGACCUGCAGGCGUGGCUGGACGGCGCGGAGCAGGGCGUCGUCUACUUCAGCCUGCGGCUCCAA